UCAAUGAGUGGGAUUCAAUGAGAAGGCAUCGCCGAGGGAGCGAUCGUUUGAGUAGUGACCGGCCGAUCGUUGGUUCAUCAAGAACGGAGUGUUUUACCGGAACAGUCAAAAUUCUUUUCUGCACAAUGCAACAUCGUUGGUUGCAGUGGUUUUGUUUGUGCAUAACGGUGAGAUGGAUAUCUGCUCAAGUGAAUUAUGGAAACCAAUAUAACCAACAACAAGCGCUUGUUAGAACACAAGGGCAGCCGAGACCUUACCAACAAGGAACAUAUCAGCCUAAUUGGGGUUAUCAGCCAGCAGGAAGUGGUAAUGCAGGAUAUUAUAGACCUCCAAAUAAAACCGUAUCAAGCACUACGCCCAGCACAGACGCUGAUUUAGAUAGGUUACCAACACGGUAUAUUUGUACCAUUGUUACGGAGCAUUACGACUGUCAAAUAAAGGACGUCCAUCUGAAACAGGGACAUUUGGCCAUAUUUGGUUUGGAACACAAUGCGCAGAAAGCUAUAACUUUCCAGGACUCCGACAUGGAGUAUCUGCCGAAAAGCCUUAUCGAUGCGUUCCCAGAAAUGGACCUCCUGAAUUUAGAAGAGCUUCAAAUUACUACUAUCGAAACAAAUGCUUUCCAAAACGGACGAAAGUUAACAUCACUUUAUUUAGGUAGUAACAAAUUGGCUGAAAUCACUCAAAAUACUUUUGAGGGUGCUGGAAGCAUGUCUUUGUUGGAUCUCUCGAAUAAUUCUAUUCAAUCUAUUGAUGAAUAUUCUCUAUACAGUUUGCCUCAACUUACCGAGCUCAAUGUUGAAACCAAUCAACUUGUGAAGUUGCCAAAUCUUAACAACCCAAAACUACAGUUUAUCAAUGCCUCCCACAACAAUUUAGCGAGUGUCAGAGACAAUCAAUUCUAUCCAAAUCCCAUGUUGCAGUCUGUCGAUCUUUCCUAUAAUCGCAUCCACCAUUUUAACAUGAGACCACUCAACGACAAAGUAGAUCUUCAAUUUAUUGACGUAAGCUAUAACAAUCUGAUCGAACUUCAUAUCCCCAAUCACGUGUUGACGUUAAAAGCGAACAACAAUUCAAUCGAAGGACUAACAACUGAUCGCUGUAUUGUCGAAUAUAUCAAUCUUUCCAACAAUAAUCUAAAAGACGUACAAGGUUUGUGGAAAUGCAAUCAAAUAAAAUAUUUGGACUUGUCUUACAACCUACUGGAAGAGUUUAACUUUGACCAUGCUUCCGGAAUGGUCGCACUAACCGAACUGAAUUUGGCGCAUAACCAUUUGUUCCAAUUUUUUGCGCAACCUAAGUUAAAACUAAAUUUAAGAUUUUUGGAUCUUUCUCAUAACUAUCUCAGUUUUGGACCGAAAACUACGGCUUUCAACCAACUCCAAGAGCUUCGACUGCAGCAGAACGAGUUGAUUAAGUUCGACUUCAGCGGUAUGUUGGUCCUACAAACGAUCUACGCUGCUGGCAACGAAUGGAGCUGCAGUGAUGUACAGUCGUUGACGAACAAGGUGGCAGAUCUUGAAUACGAGCACUGCGGAGAUGGUUUCCACAUCUCUGCUGGUAUAUGCUGUCGAGAGUACAAUCGUCCUUACAAUGAUCGAUUGAAUGAGGUUCUAACUGAGACAUUCUUUCACGAGCAUCAAAAUAAGGAGAACUUGAAGAAACAAUGUGGUUCACAUCAAUUUGAUGUCCAAACCAUGAGUCCUCAUGAUAUUGCUAAAAUUCAAGAAAUGGCAGCCAAAGCUGAUGCUGAUCAGAAACAACUUCUUGAAGAACUAAUUGCAUUGAAAGAAAAGCAGAAAAAAGUCACAGAUGACGUGCAAAAGUUCGAUUCGCAACGUUCGUCACUAAACACAAAACACGCGAAUUUAACCAGCUAUAUUGAAAAACUCAGGAGUACCUAUAAAGUAGAAAACGAGGGACUUAUCAGUUACAAGGAAAAGCUUAGCCGAGUACUGAAAUUUGUGAAAGAAAGAAAUGAGUUUUAUCAUAACAUUCUUGAGGAACGACGAAACACUCUCAGUGAGGUCAACAAUCAGAUGGAAGAUCUGCAGAGGAAAAAAUUGGAAUUGGAGUCAGUUGUGACCGAGAAGGAAAGUGAACUUGCCUCAAUAAAAGAAAAUGAGAUUAAAUUUAGAAAGGAAAAGGAAAAAUUGGAAAGGAAAGUCAAUAGGAAUGCCCCAAGUAUACAUGGAACAUCUGGAAGAAUCGCCUGAAAGGUUCGGUAGAACUGUCAUUGAGCUCAGAAAAAAUUUAAUUCAUGUUUAGGAUUUUCAAAAAUCACGCAAUCGUAUGAUUCUACCCAAUAGAAUAAGUUUUCCUGAAUAAAAAAAACGAUUUUAGUUUUAUUCAUUUAAGGCCUUUUCAAGAUGUAGCCCGACGCAUCGAAAAAAUAUUCAUACAGAGAAGUUUGCAGGGUUACAUAAUAAAUAGAGAAAAACCUAUGAAAAAACCUUUCCCGUUUUGCAUUGAAAAACACUGUUGUAGUGGAUUGCUCUGGUUUUCCACGUUCAACCAGAAAUGCAAUAUUCUGAUUAUGUUUCAUUACCAUUUCCACUCGAACGUACAAAACCAGAGUAAUUCACGCCACCAGUGUUUAUCAAUAAAAAACGCCAUUAGAUUACUUCAAUCGAAAUUUCUACGUUUAAAUUGAUACAUACAUAUUUUUGGUUUACUUUGAGUGUCAAACUAUGUACGUUGUACUUCAAAUAAAUCUGAAUUAUUCGGCUGUUGUUUGUCCCGGUUUGAAAGUAUUUUUAAAAAAUAUCAGUUCGGAUGUUAGAUGAUCCAGCAUGACAGUUGAACACUUUUAGGUAAAUUCGACCAUAUUAUAAAGCCUGUUUCAUUGUCCCGGGUUUACGGUUCAAUGCAUAGGGCACUGAUAUUACAAGCCAGUUGUCGUAUGUUCGAGCCCCGACCUGGAAGGAUAGUUAUUAUCAGUACACGCAUGGAGAAAUAUUGUAAAUGUAACUAAAUUUGGGCUUCACGCCACCAUUUAUUUUAUUGAAAUAGUGACAAAAAAAUUUGGUUGAACAUAGCAAAUAUUGUUGCUUGAAACAACAAAACUAGAUGUUUGAUUUUGCUCAGCGGAUUAGUUUGUUUCAAGAAAUAUUUCAAUAAAACUAACAAACAUUUUACAGGUAUGUUUCUGCCAAUUUCUUCACAAACUGUUCCAUAGUAACUUCAACUUGCAAAAUCAGUUUAAAGUGAACUAAUUUCAGAUCAAGGUAAUAUUUGUAGUGCUUUGAAUUUAUAAACUUGACGGUUAAUAGAAAAUAAAUGAUAAAAUAUUAACUUAAUAUCUCAA
Malaya genurostris is the source of this 3307-nucleotide messenger RNA. Its product is annotated as MAP kinase phosphatase with leucine-rich repeats protein 2-like. NCBI's taxonomy places the organism in Eukaryota, Metazoa, Arthropoda, Insecta, Diptera, Culicidae. The transcript is spliced from 3 exons. The record is from RefSeq and is a predicted model, not a curated record. The coding region runs from base 18 to 2216 and encodes 732 amino acids. Gene Ontology annotation, molecular function: protein binding.